AGCAGCUGCUCCCCCAGGCCAGCCGGGGAGGACCACAGUGACUGAAAGCAGCAGCUGGGGGAGAGCGCUCCAGCUGAUCUGUUUCCCCCUCACCCCCAUCCCCCAAUUAGAGGAGAAUGGAGCUCGGGUAAUCAGGGCUGGCAGGAGGUGCAGCAGGAGCAGGAAUUCCUGGGGACCCAGCUGAAUUGAUGGAGGAAUGAUGCGCUGAUGCCUAUUUUCUGAGGAGAUGAUGAUGAUGAUAAAUAGCUUUUUAUGUACUACUUCUUUUCAUCAGCACACCUUGAAGCACUUUACCAAGAAGUUUACAGGGUAGACAGGACUGGAACUAUUUCUGCAGCUUCUAGAAGCCUGAUACUAAGCAAUGUGACAACAUAAAUCUGGAAACAUUAUUGCUGUUGGAAACAACUGGAAAAUGCCCCUGUGCAGUGAAAACCGUACCAGUUGUGCUGUGUCUGAGGAUCUUUGUCAAUAUGGAGAUGGAGAUUUCUCAGGGGACAUAUUUUCACUUAUUCACACCUUCUACUGUGGCAAAAAUGGACUAUUUUCCUCACCAAAAACCAGCAGUGUAAUGCCCAUCUGAUACAUGCCUCAAGGAACUCCUAUUUAAAAUCUGUUGAAAAUGGAUGUCUUGUAGCCUACCAACAAAUCCUGCUACUGCUGCAUGUGUGGCAGCACUUCUACAUGAUCGCAUGACUCUUGAUAUGGAUGCGGUCCUGUCAGACUUUGUUCGGUCCACAGGGGCAGAACCAGGUCUGGCAAGAGACCUGCUGGAAGGCAAAAACUGGGAUUUAACCGCUGCUCUGAGUGACUAUGAGCAGCUCCGACAGGUACACACAGCCAACCUGCCACAGGUGUUUAAUGAAGGGAAGUACUACAAGCAGCAGGAAAGAGACCCACCCCAACAGGUGAACAAGACUGAACGACCAAGUCUGCAGAGACAGGAUGACAUUGCUCAAGAAAAACGACUCUCCAGAGGUAUUUCGCAUGCCAGCUCAGCCAUAGUCUCCCUUGCUCGAUCACAUGUAGCAAAUGAAUGCAGCAAUGAACAGUUUCCUUUGGAGAUGCCUAUAUACACAUUCCAGCUACCAGAUCUUAGCGUGUAUAGUGAAGAUUUCAGAAGCUUCAUUGAACGUGAUUUAAUCGAACAGGCAACAAUGGUUGCUUUGGAACAAGCAGGUCGACUGAACUGGUGGUCCACAGUGUGUACAAGUUGCAAACGUCUUCUUCCAUUGGCUACAACAGGUGAUGGAAACUGCCUCUUACAUGCUGCCUCAUUAGGGAUGUGGGGAUUUCAUGACAGGGACCUUGUGUUACGUAAAGCACUCUACACUAUGAUGAGAAGUGGAGCUGAAAGAGAAGCACUGAAGAGAAGAUGGAGAUGGCAACAGACACAACAAAAUAAAGAGUCGGGUUUAGUUUAUACAGAAGAAGAGUGGGAACGGGAAUGGAAUGAACUGCUUAAGCUGGCUUCAAGUGAACCUCGCACUCAUUUUGGCAAAAAUGGAGGCACUGGUGGUGGAGUUGAUAAUUCAGAAGAUCCAGUGUAUGAGAGUUUAGAAGAAUUCCACGUUUUUGUCUUAGCACAUAUAUUGAGAAGACCAAUUGUUGUUGUAGCAGACACCAUGUUAAGAGACUCAGGUGGAGAAGCAUUUGCACCUAUCCCAUUUGGAGGAAUUUACUUGCCACUGGAAGUUCCACCUAACCGAUGUCACUGCUCACCUCUUGUCCUGGCUUACGAUCAAGCGCAUUUCUCUGCUCUGGUAUCCAUGGAACAAAAAGAUCAACAGAGAGAACAAGCGGUGAUCCCUCUGACUGACUCUGAACACAAGUUACUGCCUUUGCACUUUGCAGUUGAUCCUGGGAAAGACUGGGAGUGGGGAAAAGAUGACAAUGAUAACACCAGACUGGCCAGCUUGAUUCUGUCUCUGGAGGCAAAGCUUAAUCUCCUGCACAGCUACAUGAAUGUAACUUGGAUACGCAUACCAUCUGAAACACGGGCCCCUUUGGCCCAGCCAGAAUCACCCACCGCUUCAGCAGGAGAGGAUGUUCAGUCUCUGGCCGACUCAAUGGACUCAGACCGAGAUUCUAUCAGUAGUAAUUCAAAUGGCUGCAAUGGCAAAAAUGGUAAAGAAAAGGAAAAAGACAAACAGAGGAAAGAUAAAGACAAAAACAGGACGGAUUCAGUUGCCAAUAAACUCGGAAGCCUCAGUAAAACUCUAGGAAUUAAGCUGAAAAAGAAUAUGGGUGGGCUGGGAGGGCUAGUGCAUGGCAAGAUGAGCAGAGCAAACUCAGGGAAUGGGAAAAAUGGCGACAUCACAGAAAAAGUCAAAGAGAAGAAGUCGAAGUCUCGCAAAGGGAGCAAAGAGGAGUCCGGACAGUCUGCGAGCACAUCUCCGUCUGAAAAGACAACUCCCUCUCCUACCGACAAGGCGAGCAUUUCACCUGCCGAAAAGAUAAACACGAAAUCCCUCCCUGACAGACAGUCUGACCCGUGGAAAUACAGCACCGAUGUAAAGCUCAGCCUCAACAUUCUGAGAGCUGCCAUGCAAGGAGAACGCAAGUUUAUUUUUGCUGGCCUCCUUCUGACUAGCCAUAGGCAUCAGUUCCAUGAGGAGAUGAUUGGCUAUUACCUGACCAGUGCCCAAGAGCGCUUCAAUGCCGAGCAGGAACAGAAGCGAAAGGAGGCUGAGAAAAAAGCUGUUCUCAAUGGGUCAUCUUGCAGGAAACUGGAGCAAGAAGCAUAUUCAAAAGAAAAGUUAGAAUCAUCUCCUCAGGACAGGGCAUCACCACUCUUGCCUCAAAGCCAUACAACUCAACUGGUUUUAAAGUUUAAAGAUCGCACUAGUCCCACUCCAGGGUCAUUUUCUUCACCAAGUAAUUGUGCUAAGAAAAGUGGACCCAUUCCGGUAUCUGCCCACUAUAGCCAUACUCCACCUGUUCAAAGGCAAAGCGUUAUUCAUUUGCAUGAUGUCAACUCCAAGCCAUCAAGCUUCCAAGAUGAUAGCUACAAGCCAGUGGUUGGCACCUUAAAAACAUGUGCCACUUAUCCCCAACAGAAUCGAUCACUGUCUUCACAGAGUUAUAGCCCAGCACGGAUAUCGGGUAUCCGUACAGUGAACACAGUGGAAUCACUGACCUACGCCAUGCCUACCGAACACAAGUCACAGACAUUUACAAAUGGGUUUAAUACCGGUGAUAUUAGAGAUUGCUUAGAAUAUGCUGAUGAGGAGGCUCCUCAGACCUGGUUGAACAAUGAUAAAAACCGAGGCAGAAGCACAGUUUCCCCAAUAUAUUCCAUCCAGCAGAACCGUUGCAAGAAAGAGAACUGUUCCUUUUAUGGUCGUCCUGAGACUGAAAAUUACUGCUCAUACUGCUACAAAGAGGAGUUAAAGCGUAGGGAGAGAGAAAGUAAGGGACACCGGCAUUGAGGAUUGUGAGGAUCCUUCCCUGACUACUUAGUUUAACCAUUUUCUUACUUGCAAGUAAAUAGCAAUGGAUUAUGGAAAAAGGAACCCUAAAAAGGGAAUGAUGGGUAAAUAAUAUCUAGCUUGUCACUUUUCUGGGGCAGUGCAGAAAUAAGAGGAUUAAUUUAUCAUAAAGAAUUUAUUAUUUUCCAUUUUGUCAGUGUCUUUUUUACAUACACUGGUAAGCUGAAAGGUUGUUUACUCCUUUGUCAGUGCUGUGUAUAUGUUUGGUCAAAAAUGUACUAAUGGUGCCUGAAUUUACACUGACAUCACUCAGGUAGUAGAAUGACAGGGAAAAAAUAAUACUGGAGAUGUGGUAUUGUAAUAGGAUAGUAUCUGCCUCAUAUACAUUUGAAAUUCUAUAGCCAUCAUGGGAUGAUUUUUUUUCUCAAUAGAAAGUAAAUUUUUCAUAGCCCCUUUUUUAGAAGGGUAGUCAUUUUGCAUACUACAAAUUUUUAAGGUAGUGUCAUAUUACUUUACUGUAAACAUUUUGUAUUCAUUUUAGUGCGAAAUGCAGUGUCUCCAGAAAUAUGUGAAUGAAGGUCUGGAUUCAUGAGGACUGUAUCUCCUCAUAAGUGUUGGUGCUUGCAGAUUUUUUCCUCCCAGUUCAGUAAAAACCUGAACUAGUCAAUCCAUUUGUUGAUUUGUUGUCAAUUGCAAGACAGAUAUUGGACAUUGUUAGAAAUAUACUGUGGCCCUAUUACAUGCAAGACUUUGCAUGACAUAGAAAUCCCAGCAAAUAAUCUUAGUCACAUGAAUUUCAGCAGCAUUUUUAUGGCUGUGAAGAUGGGGAGAAAUCUAUAAAAACUACCUUAAAGGACUUACAGAACUUGCUCACGAGCCAGAAUUUUUUGCCACAGUCUAAGGCUGGAUAAACUGUUCAGCACAAAUAAUAUGUUGCACGAAUUUAAUUCCCCUAUUCACAAUCUGACUUCUUUCUUUUAUUAAUUUGUUCAUUGUCCAAAAUUACUGGAUGAAUGGUUAUUGUGAAAAUACUUCCAUCUAAGCACUACUUGCAAUCUAUUUGUUGCAACUGUUGUGUUGAGUCGUUUGGACUGAAUGACACACACACCCCCACAAAGAGCUUUCAAGAUAUCUGUGCAAACACUUCCAGCAUGAAUACUCAUGCAAAUGCAGAUUUGUGCAAGUCUUCAUAUCCAAAUAUUGACAUAGGUAUUUUUGAUACUUCCUUUCCCCCUUGGGAAUAAAGUGUUGUUCUACUGGAUGUUUGUGAAAAGCAGAUAGAAGGGGUCACAAAUACCACCAAAAUACAUUUGUGGUUCUUAUUCCAACAAGUUUUCCUGAAUGUUGUUUGCAGUUUUCAUGCCACCAACCCAUGCAAGUAUGGCAAUAAAACAAACUCAGAUUUUUAAUAUUGAUACACUUGUAAACAAUGGCUGGAUUUUCUGUCUGUCUACAUUCAUGAACAAUAGCUCAUUUCCUGCAGGUAGACAGAAAAUUACUUGCCUUCAGGACUCUUUGCUAAUUGGUAAUUCUCUGCCAUUCUCAGGAUCAUGAGUCCAGUUUUAUUCAAGUAUUGAACAGCAUUUUUCUGGGCCACAAGUGGCUCAGGGCCUAUUCUCACCAUACAUGCUCAGAUCUUACACGUGUAUAACUGUUAAUUUGAGUACAGUUGCUCCUACUUAGCAUUGUUGUGAGCUCAGUCAGUCCCUUUGGCCCAGAUUCAGCACAUACUUAAGUCCAUUAAUUUUCAGGAAAGCAUUUAAACAUGAGCCAGAGCCCCCUUGAAAUCAAUGGAACUUUGGCACCUUCUUAGUGUUAAACACAUAUUUAAAGGGUUGGCUGAAUCAAACCUUUAUUGACAUUUUUAUUAAUGAAUCACCACCCUAUAAAGAUGAAUUUGUAAAAAUUGAUGGGCAAUACCUAGCUCGCUCUUUCCUGAAUUCAGACCUGUGUUGAACUGAUAUCCAUUUUUUCAUUAAGGGAACAUGUUACGAAGCUGAAUGAGUUAUUAAAGCUCCCUUUAUUGUGUGACUCCCCCUUAUGAAGCCCAGAGUUCAAAAUCAUGUUCUUGGUUUUGUAUGCUGUUACACAGACUCUUUAUUGGUUAGCUGGGGUGAUUGAGUAUAUGUUCUACUUACCAAAGAAAUCUGUGAUUUCAGAUCAUCUUACAACAAAUCAGACAUACUUGAUUGCAUUUGUUAUAGAAAGGGAGACAGAAAACCAGAAAGGACAAAAUUUCAUGAAGGAAAGAAAUAUUAAAUAAUUAUUAGAGUAGCAGUAGCAUUUGAUAUUCCUAUAAAUGCUUCUGUAUGAAGUUAGACUUGAGAAAACUGCACUUAGCAUCCACUUGCUCCUGUCCAUUUAUUUGAUUCAGCUGCAUCAUCUUUGAAGAAGAAGAAAUGUGGUCACAGCACAUACUUAAAAAUACAUUAUUUACUUGUUUUAAGUUUAAAAAAAAAUGAUUAAGGUUUUAGCUGCAGUACUCAUCAAAAUAAGAGGUUUACAAAGUCAAUAUUUAAAGAAGUAAUUACUAUAGUCCAAAUUACUUAAUAGAUUGACUCUUACCUAGAAUAUUUUGCAAAGUGUAAUUGAUCUGCUGAAUAAUAACACAAUUGUGUCCGCACACCCAAACUUCACAAUACACAAGGUCAUACUUAAAUUAUGAAAAAUUAACAGGAAACUAUUUCUUCAGUUAUUUCAAAUAAAUCUGUUGUGCGAUAGUAGUGCUAUUACGCAGCCGCCCCUUUCCUCGGCUUCUUUAAUAACUUAUUGGGCCUUACUAAAUUAGCUCAACAUAGGGUUGCCCUCUUAUGAGAACUUUUUCCCAGCAUCCCCUUCUCAUAGUGUCCAUUUACAUUUGGCAGAGAUAAGCAGGUGCAGCCCUAAAGUGGCCAUUUUGCAACUGGCUGCUGCUAGUUAUAUCUUCCUCCCCUGCUGGUGAGGCUUCUUUAUUCCUGUUAUGCAUGCACCCAGUGUUCCAUGUGUGACUCCUGAGCAGAACUGACACUUAUUCCCAUUCGCUGCUAGGAUUUGUUUUGUACUAGCAUGGUGCUUUGCACUCUGCGCACCAAACACAUAAAAGAGAGUGCCUGCUCUGAUAAAUUUAUAGCACAAGGACUGAUUCUGACAAACACUAUGGUGUGCACGCCCUUUGAGCUGAAUUUGCAGGGUCCAGCCCUAAAAGGGAGGUUCUUGUCUGUCUAUCUUCAGAGAUAACUAGAAAAUGCUCAUGGCUUGAGUUCACCAUCAGUAAAAGAAAAUCUUCAGUUGCUCCUCAUCCAGCACUUAGAGGUCCUGUGCCCCAUUUUUGCCAUUAUAGUGAGUAAUAUAUUUGUAACUCCUAUACUUUUUAUCUUCCAUCAAGUGUAACCCACUGGUCAGUGUGUUAUAUGUACUCCUCUGUACCUGACCAAGAGAGAAAGUAUGCCUCUUAACAGCUUUCGGUUAGAGGAGCUUGCUUUUUAGCUCACGCUGUAGUAGAGACUCAUACUUUUAACUUUGGAGGUCUCCAGUUUGAUCCCUAGUGUUAGCCAAGUUGGUGGCCAAUUAUAGAAAUACCAUCUUUUACUUUUUAAAACCUGUUUUUGUUUUGUUUUGGCAUUCUCUGAUCAUGGCACAGCGACUGGCUGGGUCAGCCCAUCAUUUCUCCUCCUUAUGCCCCAGCUCUUGCUUUUAGAUGCAUGUUUGCGGUAUUGAGGAAAUUGUGCUGUAAAUGUAGAACACAAAACAGUGAUCAAAGAUCAUCACUCCUGCUCGUUCUUCAUUGGAACCCCCAAUUUAAAAAAACACUAAAUGUACACACACACACACACAAAAUACAUUCAUAGUCACCAGAAGAAACGUACAUUAGAGGAAGUAGGUAUUGUUUACAUUUUUCGAAUGUGCAGUGAUUGCUGCUAAUAAAAAAAAAUUUAAAAAGCAAAAACCCUUAUGGAAAUAUUGUACCUUGCUCACGAAAUCUGCUCACAAUAGAAGAGGCGUAUAAUCCAUAAUAGACUUUUGAUCGCACUUUACAUUGAGUCUAUUUAUAAAUGGUUUAUGAAUGAUUGCUAGAUGUUGUAAGUAUGUUACAGACACGAGUUGCACAUGUGAUAGUAAUAAGCAUAUCCAGUAGAAUGGUGUUGUAGAUGGUCAUAAGCAGCUUAGGGUAAGUCUACACUGUGAUUUAAAAAUGCCACUGAGUCUCAGAGCCUAGGUCAGUGGGCUCAGGCUGUGUGGCUUAAAAAUAGCAACGUAGAUGUUCAGGCUUGGGCAGGGUCUCAGAGCCUGAGCUCUAGCCCAAGCCUGAACGGCUACACUGCAUUUUAUAGACCAAGGCCAGCAGUGGUGCAGGUCUUUGACUGUAUCCCAGUUGACAUGUUGGACUCUAUAACAACUGAUUAACCAUUUAUUACAAAUCUAUUAAUUUAUUAAGCUUUUAAAGUUAUUGAUAAGUGCAUCAAUUAUAUAAAGUGUGAGCAACCUUCCUUUAGCAAUUUGCUCUUUUUAAAUUCAAACAUAAUGUACAAAACGGUUCUAGGGGAGGAAAGAUGCUCCAUUUGGAAUUUUGUGUGUUGCUCAUUUAUUAAGAACUUUAAAAAGGUCUUCAGAUGAAGGCUGAGAGUUCUCUUAAAUACAAAAAGUUCUAGGAUAUGAGCAGUGUUUCAUGAUGCAAGAAAUGUCAAAGGCAUGGCUAGCAUGGUGUGAUUCCAAUCACUUACUUAGGCAUGCUGACUGAUGCAGAUCAGUGCAGACUGCUGUAACAAUCACAGCCUUUGUCCU
Molecule: messenger RNA, 8189 nt
Organism: Gopherus flavomarginatus (Mexican gopher tortoise)
Lineage: Eukaryota; Metazoa; Chordata; Testudines; Testudinidae
Gene: OTUD7A
Product: OTU deubiquitinase 7A
Exons: 16
Coding region: 624-3428 (934 amino acids)
Biological process (GO): protein K48-linked deubiquitination; protein deubiquitination involved in ubiquitin-dependent protein catabolic process; protein K11-linked deubiquitination
Cellular component (GO): cytoplasm; nucleus
Molecular function (GO): zinc ion binding; cysteine-type deubiquitinase activity; K63-linked polyubiquitin modification-dependent protein binding
Source: RefSeq, a predicted model, not a curated record